AUGUACGAAAAGCUUGAACUAAAAUUAGCCGGAGCGUUGGCUGAAAAUAAUAUACCAAUAUCAUUUAGCGACAUGUUGCGCCCACUCUGCAAAGAGAUUUUCGCAGACGCUGUUAUAGCUAAUAAUAUGAAUUUACACAGAACCGAGGCGACGGCUAUAAUAAAUAAUAUUUUAGAAAACACAUGUUUAGAGGAUAUAUAUGAAAAAUCACGCGGAGAAAAAAUCUUCGUUUCAUUGAUAAUGGAUGAAACGACGGAUCAGAGCUCUUUAAAACAAUGCUGUUUUACUGCUGUUGUCUAUGAUGAGAACACUAAUAAGGUAGAGCAUUUGUUUCUAGAUAUAGUGGAAUUGUCAUCAGAAACUGCUACGGUAGGUACAACACGCUUCGAUCUACUUGCCGAAUAUAUCACCUCGCCACCUAUACUUCAGGCCCUAAAACAAAUUGGUUGCAAAGAAAUAACCUUUCAAAUAGGAAAUAGCGACAUUGACCCAGGAGAAUACAAAAAAGAAGGAAUAAAAUUACUUUUGUAUCGGUUUAAAGAUUCUAUACAAGAAGAUAUUAAUAAAGCAGACUUAGUCAUUAGUCAUGCUGGUGCCGGAAGUUGUCUUGAAGCUUUAGAUGCAAAUAAGCCGCUUUUAGUUGUUGUUAACGAAGAUUUGAUGGAUAAUCAUCAAUUAGAGUUAGCAGAACAAUUGCAAGUCGACGGUCACUUGUACUAUUGUACGUGUGACACUCUGGAGAGCACACUAGGAGCAGUAGAUUUUAGUUUGCUGACUCCAUUUCCUAAGCCAAAUCCAUCAUUAUUUGUUAAAUAUUUAGAUGACGUGUUAAAAGUAAAAAAUGGUGUAGAAUAG
Parnassius mnemosyne (clouded apollo) is the source of this 855-nucleotide messenger RNA. NCBI's taxonomy places the organism in Eukaryota, Metazoa, Arthropoda, Insecta, Lepidoptera, Papilionidae. The record is from the annotation of a GenBank genome assembly.